CUCAGGACAACGCGAGAGAGGUUUAUCCAUCAUGGCGCCCUCAGAGAGCUUGUUCAGGUCUCAGCCGAUGACCCUGACCCAGCUCUAUGUCGCCAACGAGAUCGGACGGGAGGUUGUCUCCGCCUUGGGAGAGCUCGGUGCUAUGCAGUUCCGCGAUCUCAACCCGGAAACUUCAGCCUUCCAGCGCACUUUCACUCAGGAGAUCCGCCGCCUAGACAACGUCGAACGCCAGCUCAACUACUUCCGUACCCAGAUCGAGAAGAGCGGCAUCGAGAUGCGCUCCAUCUACGAGUUCAGCAACACCAUGGCAGCGCCCUCUGCCUCUGAGAUCGAUGAGCUUUCAGACCGCAGCCAGAGCCUGGAGCAGCGCAUUCAAAGCUUGAACGAGAGCUACGAGACAUUGAAGAAGAGGGAGACUGAGCUUACCGAGUGGCGAUGGGUUUUGAGGGAGGCUGGAGGCUUUUUCGAUCGUGCUCGUGGACAGACGGAGGAGAUCCGCCAGUCUAUCGACUCCAACGACGAUGCGCCGCUGUUGCAGGAUAUGGAGCAGGCCACGAACAACAAUGAGGGUGCACAAAACAGCUUCAGCGUGAUGAACAUUGGCUUUGUCGCCGGUGUCAUCCCAAGAGAGCGUAUGGCAGCUUUCGAGCGUAUUCUCUGGCGUACGCUCCGCGGCAACCUGUACAUGAACCAGUCGGAGAUUCCUGAUCCGAUCAUCAAUGCGGAGAAGGGUGAAGAGACGUACAAGAAUGUGUUCGUCAUCUUCGCACACGGCAAGGAGAUCAUCGCAAAGAUCAGGAAGAUCUCGGAGAGCUUGGGCGCGGACAUUUACAGCGUGGAUGAGAACAGCGAGCUUCGCCGUGAUCAGAUCCACGAGGUCAAUAGCCGUCUUCAGGAUUUGGGCAAUGUUCUCGGCAACACCAAGCGUACCCUCGACGCGGAGCUCACCCAGAUCGGACGUUCUUUGGCCGCCUGGAUGAUUGUGAUCAAGAAGGAGAAGAGCGUCUACCAGACGCUCAACCGAUUCUCAUACGACCCGGCCAGGAAGACUUUGGUGGCAGAAGCCUGGUGCCCUACCAGUCAGCUCGGCUUGAUCAAGUCUACCCUGCAAGACGUCAACGACCGAGCUGGACUCACCGUGCCGACCAUUGUCAACCAGAUCAAGACUUCCAAGACCCCUCCAACUUACAACAAGACCAACAAGUUCACUCUCGGAUUCCAGACCAUCAUUGACGCCUACGGUACCGCCAAGUAUACUGAAGUCAACCCGGGAUUGCCGACUAUUGUCACAUUCCCCUUCCUCUUCGCUGUCAUGUUCGGUGACUUUGGCCACGGAUUCAUCAUGACCUGCGCCGCUGUUGCCAUGAUCUACUGGGAAAAGCCACUCCAGCGCGGCAAGCAGGAUGAGCUCUUCGGCAUGGCCUUUUACGGACGUUAUAUUAUGCUCAUGAUGGGCAUCUUCUCGAUGUACACUGGACUGAUCUACUGCGAUGUCUUCUCCAAGGACAUUCCUCUGGCCAAGAGUAUGUGGGAAUGGAACUUCCCCGACGAUUACACCAAUGGCACUGUCAAGGCUACUAGAGUCGAAGGAUACACAUACCCCUUCGGACUGGACUGGAGAUGGCACGACACUGAGAACGACCUCUUGUUCAGCAACAGUUACAAGAUGAAGCUCUCCAUCAUCAUGGGAUGGGCACACAUGACCUACUCUCUCUGCCUCUCCUACGUCAACGCCCGCCACUUCCGCUCUCCCAUCGACAUCUGGGGCAACUUCGUUCCCGGCAUGAUUUUCUUCCAGGGCAUCUUCGGCUAUCUCGUUCUGACCAUCGUCUGGAAAUGGUGCGUUGAUUGGUAUGCCGUUGGCGACCAACCACCCAGUCUUCUCAACAUGCUCAUCUACAUGUUCUUGUCGCCCGGCACCGUCACUGAGCGCCUCUAUGCCGGCCAAGGUACCGUGCAAGUCAUCCUCCUACUCCUCGCCGUCGCUCAAGUCCCGAUUAUGCUUUUCCUCAAGCCCUUCUACCUCCGCUGGGAGCACAACCGCGCUCGUGCGCAAGGAUACCGCGGAAUUGGCGAGACGACUCACGUCAGCGCUCUCGAUGACGACGAGGACGAAGGGCACACCAAUGGCGAUGCCAGCCGUCCUUCUUUCGCAGACAGCGACAUGGAUGGUGGAGCCGUCAUCACACAAGACAUCGGCCACGGCGAGGAAGGCGAAGAAUUCGAGUUCAGCGAAGUCAUGAUCCACCAGGUCAUCCACACCAUCGAAUUCUGCCUCAACUGCGUCUCCCACACAGCCUCCUACCUCCGCCUCUGGGCCCUCUCUCUUGCCCAUCAACAGCUCUCCAUCGUUCUCUGGAACAUGACCCUCUCCAACGCCUUCGCGAUGGAAGGUGCAGUCGGUAUCUUCGCCAUCUUCCUGGCCUUUGGUCUGUGGUUCAUUCUCACAAUCGCCGUGUUGGUGGUCAUGGAAGGUACGUCGGCCAUGUUGCAUUCGCUCCGAUUGCACUGGGUGGAGGCGAUGAGUAAACAUUUCGUCGGCGAGGGAGUCGCGUUUGAGCCGUUUAGUUUUAGGGUCAUGUUAGAGGACGAGUUGACGGAGUUGAAGUAA
Molecule: messenger RNA, 2611 nt
Organism: Zymoseptoria tritici IPO323
Lineage: Eukaryota; Fungi; Ascomycota; Dothideomycetes; Mycosphaerellales; Mycosphaerellaceae
Exons: 4
Coding region: 32-2611 (859 amino acids)
Biological process (GO): vacuolar acidification; proton transmembrane transport
Cellular component (GO): vacuolar proton-transporting V-type ATPase, V0 domain; vacuolar proton-transporting V-type ATPase complex; fungal-type vacuole membrane
Molecular function (GO): ATPase binding; proton-transporting ATPase activity, rotational mechanism
Source: RefSeq, a predicted model, not a curated record